Molecule: messenger RNA, 282 nt
Organism: Dibothriocephalus latus
Lineage: Eukaryota; Metazoa; Platyhelminthes; Cestoda; Diphyllobothriidea; Diphyllobothriidae
Source: the annotation of a GenBank genome assembly
AUGUGCGGUCCUGGUGAGGUUGACGACGAUUUGGAACCCGAAACGGCUGAGGAGUGUGCUAAGUAUGGCAAGGUGGUUACCUGCAUGAUCUUCGAGCUGCCCGACGCGGCGGAGGAUGAGGCAGUUCGGAUAUUUGUCGAAUUUGAAGAGGAACAGUCUGCUGUCCGCGCCGUUUGUGACCUGAAUGGGCGAUUUUUUGGCGGUCGCGUCGUGAAGGCCGGUUUCUACGAUGCCGAAAAAUUCCGCAACCUCGAACUCACAGACGCGCCAAUGCAGGGAUGA